Anastrepha obliqua is the source of this 4950-nucleotide messenger RNA. RefSeq lists its product as uncharacterized. Lineage: Eukaryota; Metazoa; Arthropoda; Insecta; Diptera; Tephritidae. The record is from RefSeq and is a predicted model, not a curated record.
GAAAGUGUAUAUAAAGGCAUCUUUGCUGGCAGAACAUCAACAGUCUUUAGGUAUUGGAGCAAAGUAUCUAAUCCGGAGCAGUUGUCGAGAUGAAGUUCACUAUCGUUCUUUUGGCACUCGUUGGCCUGGUAGCCGCCGUCAGCGUUCCUCCCACCAACAAGGUUACAGUCGCCGAUCAUGCUUUCUUGGAGAAGCAGAAGUUUCUCCUUGAAAUUGUUUACCGCGUAGAGGAUCCAUUAAUGUUCGAAGAAUACAUCAAGAUGGGUCAACAGACAGUCCAUGACAAGGCGCUUUAUACCCAUUACGAUAGCUAUAUGGAGAAAUUCUACGAGUCCUACAAAAUGGGUGUGCUGUUGCCAAGAGGUGAAUUCUUUGGCGCACUGGUCAAGACUCACCACAAACAAGCUUAUGGUCUCUUCAACUACUUCUACUAUGCCAAGGAUUGGGAAACCUUCCAACGAAACGUCGCUUGGGCUCGCAUGCACGUCAACGAAGGCAUGUUCGUCUAUGCUCUUACUUUGGCCGUUAUCCAUCGUGAUGACUUCCAAGGUCUGAUGCUACCCUCCAUCUAUGAAAUAUUCCCACAAUACUUCCUCAACAGCAAAUUAAUUUACGCUGCUGAGAAAUUUGACUACAACACCUGGAGCAAAUAUAACCAGUACGAGAAGGAGUUCAACGAUGUCUACUACAGAAACAACAAACACCACAACAAAGACUACUUCUAUAUGAGAGACUUCAAGACCUACCAAUGGUGGAAGCUUAUGGGUCUGGGUGAACACUGGCAUGCUGCAGAGAAGAACUUCCCACUGCGCGAAAACACCUACGAACUUGUUUCUGACGACAAAUAUGCCUCAUUCAUGAAGGAUAUCAAAAUUUUCUGGCAUCCCGUUGACUACACUCGUGAUAUUGAGUUCUUCAAUCACCACUCUGUAUUGUCAUACUUCACUGAGGAUUUGGGCUGGAACUCGUAUUGGUAUUAUUUGAAUAUGGACUAUGCUUUCUUCUUGGAUGGCAAAACAUUCGGUUUGAAUAAGGAUCGCCGUGGUGAAUGGUGGCUCUACAAUAUUGACCAAAUGUUGGCUCGUUACUACAUGGAACGUUUGUCCCAUGGUAUCGGUGAAAUCCCUCAACUAUCUUGGUAUCAUGCUUUCGAACAAGGUUAUGAUCCAGAAUUGGUUUCGUAUAAUGGUGUUGGUUAUAGCUACCGUAAGAACUACUUCGAAAUACAAGCUUAUGGCAACUUCGACAUAUUGAACCAAAUCCAAAGCCAUUACAAGCGUAUCUAUGGUAGCAUUGUGUCGGGAGUUUACACUACACAGGAUGGUCAGAAAAUCGAUCUGCGCCAACCGGAAUCUAUUGAAUACAUCGGAAACCUUUUGCAAGGUAGCAUUGAUAGUAUUGACAGACAAUUCUUCAACGACUGGUACAUGCUGCAAUAUAUGUACCUCGCCAACGUCGAAGAGAACGAUUACGAAGUAACCCCCAACGUCCUAUUGAACUUCGAAUCCAUGAUGCGUGAUCCUAUCACCUACAGUGGAGCUACCUGGAUCACCGAAAUACUUCGCCUUUUCAAAAACCAACUCCCCUCUUACACCGAAGAGGAAAUUGGUCUUACCGGCGUUGAAAUCAAAAAUGUCGAGGCUAGUGAACUGGUCACCUAUUUCGACAUGGUAGACAUUGAUGUUACCAACUUGAUGAAUGACAAAAUGGUAUUCGUUGAUGGUUCAUUCGUUUGGGAUAAAUCAUUGUACGCUCGUCAAAUGCGUCUCAAUCACAAGCCAUUCCACUUUAACAUCACAGUGCAAUCUGACAAGCAACAAAAAGUUGUAAUUCGCUCAUUCUACGGUCCUAAGUACGAUGAGUACGGACGUCUUAUCUCACUGCAAGAGAACCGCGAGAAUUUUGUUGAGUUGGAUGAAUUCGUUUAUGAGCUGACUGUUGGGGAAAAUGUAAUCAAACGCUCAUCCGAUGACUACCUCUGGACUGUGAAGGAUCGCACCACUUACACCGAACUGUACCACUACGUUAUGGCUGCCUUCGAUGGCAAAUACGAAUUGCCAUUAGACAUUAGCGAACCACACUCUGGUUUCCCAGAUCGUCUUCUCUUACCUAAGGGUUGGGAGAGUGGAUUCCCUGUGCAAUUGUUCUUCCACAUUGCGCCCUACCAAGCAUCCGUCGAGCAAUACUCCAACUUCGACUCAAGCUACAGCAGCGGCAUUGGUUCCGGCACACGUUAUAUUGACAACAAACAAUUCGGUUAUCCAUUGGAUCGUCCAAUUGAUGAAUUCGAACUGCUCUCAAUGUCUAACAGCUACUUCAUGGAUGUGAGCAUCUACCACAACAACACCCUCAAGCCAUACUACGAGGAAUACGAGAACUUCGGUCACUUUGACUACAACUUCUACAAUAAUUACUACACCAAAUACUUCCACAUUCCCGCUUGUGAGAGGAGCAGUAAGGAGCUGACAUCGAAAGUGCCGCCUAAUGCAGCCGAAGAUGAAGCCCUUACGCCAAACCACUCCAGUGGUAUUCGAGAACUAACAGAUAAUGUUAGCUCUGGAUCAGAAGAGGGAGCAGUUGUUGGGAUGAAGUUCACUAUCGUUCUUUUGGCACUCGUUGGCCUGGUAGCCGCCGUCAGCGUUCCUCCCACCAACAAGGUUACAGUCGCCGAUCAUGCUUUCUUGGAGAAGCAGAAGUUUCUCCUUGAAAUUGUCUACCGUGUAGAGGAUCCAUUGAUGUUCGAAGAAUACAUCAAGAUGGGUCAGCAGGCGGUCCAUGACAAGGCGCUUUAUACCCAUUACGAUAGCUAUAUGGAGAAAUUCUACGAGUUCCACAAAAUGGGUAUGCUGUUGCCAAGAGGUGAAUUCUUCGGCGCACUGGUCAAGACUCACCAUAAACAAGCUUAUGGUCUCUUCAACUACUUCUACUAUGCCAAGGAUUGGGAAACCUUCCAACGAAACGUCGCUUGGGCUCGCAUGCACGUCAAUGAAGGCAUGUUCGUCUAUGCUCUUACUUUGGCCGUUAUCCAUCGUGAUGACUUCCAAGGUCUGAUGCUACCCUCCAUCUAUGAAAUCUUCCCACAAUACUUCCUCAACAGCAAAUUAAUUUACGCUGCUGAGAAAUUUGACUACAACACCUGGAGCAAAUAUAACCUGUACGAGAAGGAGUUCAACGAUGUCUACUACAAAAACAACAAAUACUACAACCAAAACUACUUCUAUGUCAAAGACUUCAAGACCUACCAAUGGUGGAAACUCAUGGGUCUGGGUGAACACUGGUAUGCUGCAGAGAAGAACUUCCCACUGCGCGAAAACACCUACGAACUUGUUUCUGACGACAAAUAUGCCUCAUUCAUGAAGGAUAUCAACAUUUUCUGGCAUCCCGUUGACUACACUCGUGAUAUUGAGUUCUUCAAUCACCACUCUGUAUUGUCAUACUUCACUGAGGAUUUGGGCUGGAACUCGUAUUGGUAUUAUUUGAAUAUGGACUAUGCUUUCUUCUUGGAUGGCAAAACAUUCGGCUUGAUCGCCGGAUCGGUUAAUAGUCGCCGUGAUGAAUGGUGGCUCUACAAUAUUGACCGGAUGUUAGCUCGUUACUACAUGGAACGUUUAUCCCAUGGGAUCGGUGAAAUCCCUCAACUAUCUUGGUAUCAUGUUUUCGAACUGGGCUAUGAUCCAGAAUUGGUUUCGUAUAAUGGUGUUGGUUAUAGCUACCGCAAAAACUACUACGAAAUUCAAAAUUAUGGCAACUUCGAUACACUGAACCAAAUCCAAAGCCAUUACAAAAGAAUCUAUGAUAAAAUUGUGUCCGGAGUCUACACCACACAGGAUGGUGAAAAAAUCGAUUUGCGUCAACCGGAAUCUAUUGAAUACAUCGGAAACUAUGUGCAAAGCAAUGUCGAUAGCCCCGAUAAACACUUCUACAACUACUGGUACAUGCUGCACUAUAUGUACUUCGCCGACGUCAAAGAGAAUGAUUACGAAGUAAUCCCCAACGCUCUAUUGAACUUCGAAACCAUGAUGCGUGUUCCUCUCUCUCUCAGCAUGGCCACAUGUGGCACCGAAAUAUUAAAUAUUUUCAAAAAGCAUCUCCCUCCUUACACCGAAGAGGAAAUUGGUCUUACCGGCGUUGAAAUCAAAAAUGUCGAGGCUAGUGAACUGGUCACCUAUUUCGACAUGGUAGACAUUGAUGUUACCAACUUGAUGAAUGACAAAAUGGUAUUCGUUGAUGGUUCAUUCGUUUGGGAUAAAUCAUUGUACGCUCGUCAAAUGCGUCUCAACCACAAGCCAUUCCACUUUAACAUCACAGUGCAAUCUGACAAGCAACAAAAAGUUGUAAUUCGCUCAUUCUACGGUCCUAAGUACGAUGAGUACGGACGUCUUAUCUCACUGCAAGAGAACCGCGAGAACUUUGUUGAGUUGGAUGAAUUCGUUUAUGAGCUGACUGUUGGGGAAAAUGUGAUCAAACGCUCAUCCGAUGACUACCUCUGGACUGUGAAGGAUCGCACCACUUACACAGAAUUGUAUCACUACGUUAUGGCUGCCUUCGAUGGCAAAUACGAAUUGCCAUUAGACAUUAGCGAACCACACUCUGGUUUCCCAGAUCGUCUUCUCUUACCUAAGGGUUGGGAGAGUGGAUUCCCUGUGCAAUUGUUCUUCCACAUUGCGCCCUACCAAGCAUCCGUCGAGCAAUACUCCAACUUCGACUCAAGCUACAGCAGCGGCAUUGGUUCCGGCACACGUUAUAUUGACAACAAACCAUUCGGUUAUCCAUUAGAUCGUCCAAUUGAUGAAUCCGAACUGCUUUCAAUAUCUAACACCUACUUCAUGGAUGUGAGCAUCUACCACAACAACACCCUCAAGCAAUACUACAAGGAAUACGAGAACUUCGGUCACUUUGACUGCAGCUUCUACAAUAAUUACUACACCAAAUACUUCCAACAAACUUAAU